Molecule: messenger RNA, 1125 nt
Organism: Trichoderma asperellum CBS 433.97
Lineage: Eukaryota; Fungi; Ascomycota; Sordariomycetes; Hypocreales; Hypocreaceae
Source: RefSeq, a predicted model, not a curated record
AUGAAAAAUUUGGUACACACAAUAUCGCACGCGUUACCAGCACGGCAAGCUACGAGGACUAAUAAAGAGUACAAUCAGCUUGCUGCCGAUUAUGAUCAUUUAGCACUCUCACUGCAGGAAACGCAUAGCGAGCUGCAACAAACUGACAGUGAACUUCAGCAAGCCUAUGGCGAACUACACCGGGCUAAUAGUGAGGUGCGUCAACACAAAGACUCGCUACACCACUAUGAAGCCGAACUCUACGCUUCUCAAUGUGAAGUAUUACGGUUACAAGACAAGGAGCGAAGCAUGCGGGAUUUUCUUAUCGAAAAUAGCCAUAACAAAAUUAUUAGUGAUAGAGACGUGCGCGAGAAAUUUACUCAACUCCGCCAGCGCAUACAGUGGCUUGCUUCAAAUAAGGCCUAUAAUAUAGAAGAGUUCCAUAACCUAAAACUAAACGAAAGUUGGUUCGAGCCCAGAUAUAUCGAAGCUUUAUGGGGAGAAUCACCAAAGCCAGGCCGAUUGGUUAUCUUGCGGAGCCUCAUGUUCCAUUUUCUAAAUGUUAAUAUUCUCGACAAACUGCUUUUCGAUAUCAACGACGCAAAUGGAAGCCCAAGCCUAGCAGGUGUUGGCAGCUCUAUUCCAAGUCUAGGCCAAGCAUUUAGCCUCUUCGAGCGCGUUAUUAGCGAUCGUGGCGUUAAUCACGAUAUGUUGGUCAACUGGAGAUUAUCUACAUUCAAAUGUAUCGAGGCUGCUGGCCUAGGUGGAACUGACGCGGACUUUGGUGUCAUUGACGGAGAUGCUAUGUUUGAUUGCUUCCAGCGAUUCAUUUCUGAGAAGGCGACGGUACAACAGAUUGAGAGGCUGAGAAACGCUUAUCGAGAGCUUUGCAAAGAGGCAUGGACUCUCCGACUCUUAAUGCGCAAUUCACUAGAGCCUUUUGAAUGCUACGUUUCUCGAGGAUAUCAACUCGGGGGGUUAGAAGCUCUAUAUGAAGUAAUUGGAGAGAUAUCUCACGUUUCGGGCAUGACAGGGGAAUUUGCGUUCCCAAUAUUUGGAGCCCUUAUUAAACACGCCAAGAUUCAUGGCGAGGGCUUUAAGAUAUUGGAAAAGGCUCAGUGUAUCAUGGCAGUACCCUCUACAUGA